Molecule: messenger RNA, 4075 nt
Organism: Esox lucius (northern pike)
Lineage: Eukaryota; Metazoa; Chordata; Actinopteri; Esociformes; Esocidae
Gene: cyld
Product: cylindromatosis (turban tumor syndrome), a
Exons: 19
Coding region: 1121-4009 (962 amino acids)
Biological process (GO): protein K63-linked deubiquitination; regulation of intrinsic apoptotic signaling pathway; regulation of mitotic cell cycle
Cellular component (GO): cytosol
Molecular function (GO): cysteine-type deubiquitinase activity; K63-linked deubiquitinase activity
Source: RefSeq, a predicted model, not a curated record
AACAAACCUCUCCCGAAAUAUUUUCUCUUAUCAUUAAUACUUUUAUAGAUUUGAUCUAGUUUCAGGCUUUUUUUAACCCCUGCUGCUUAGAUCAUUUACGUCAUGAUCUCGUUAUUUUCCAAGUUCCCAGUUGUUUGAAAGUAAAAUAUAUAUUUGCAUCAUACCUAGUCUGAAUAAUAAAAUAUCGAUAUAGUCUACCUCGGCAUACAUGUUUCCAAGGCACACGGGUUUUUGCCCUGUGAUUUCCGAUGCGAAUUUCAAUAUUAUAUCUACAAAAAUAGAACGCUAUUCAUUUGCAAGAUUCUUCUAUACACGUCAACCAAACUCGUGGGAAAACCCCAGGGGGGUGGGACUUAAUGACUAACAAGAAAUUCAGCCAAUAGACACUUGCAAAAAAUGCAGAUUGACCAAUGGAUGAUGAGACCUUUCAUUAUUCAAGUAAAAAAAUUGGUUGACUCAAUUGGUUCUGUAAAUAAUCUUUAUUCCAUUCGAAAUUAGGCCUGAUUUUGUGGUAUGUCACAUAAUGUAGAUUUUGUUUUUCAUUAUUAGUAUAACUAUCUAGUCAGAGUCGUUAAGAAAACGAUGUAUCCAGCUACAUUAAACAUAUAUAGCUAUCAUCCUCAGUUGCAUGGGCAGCUAGCUAGAUAGCCCAAUUUCGAGUCUGUCAAUCGUUCUCAGCUGUCUUAGUAAUAUCAAGAAGCUAGCCUGCUAAUCGUACAAACGUUGCCAAACCUCAUCUACAAAAGGACAUUGGAAUAAACAGAUGAUAUGACACUCCAGCAACGGAGUGUGUGAAUAAAGCAACGGGCUUACUUGUCUUACGGAAUGCUGAGGCAUGCCAGCAGCCAGUUGAGACUGUCAUGAGGCCAACCCAGGCCGACAGGAGCCCAUGAGCGACUGUACCACCUUCUACUCACUGCCAUAACCUAAACAAUAUCCUGCCAACGUUUUCCAAAAGUGUUAGGCUUUGUUUCUCUCACCACUGCUAUGCCCCUUUCACUGCAUUGGGUCUAGAGGAACGGCCAUUAAGGGAAGUGAGAGGGCUUCAUAGUGGGUUAGUUAGACUGGCGGACCCUGCCUUUCCUCUUGCUAUGCCACAGCUGCCCCAGCCCCUACAACCAUGAGCUCUGCCCUGUGGAGCCAGGAGAAGCCCACUGGGGGCUUCAGGGAGGACUGGCGCUUCUACAUGGUGGUCAAGGAGUGUAUGGUGGAGAAGCCCCCCCAGAAGACCCUGAGGAUCCCUCGGGGAAGCCUGGGCCAGGCUUGCCAGGAGAGGAAUAGCCUGGGGCGCACACUUCCCCCCAGCAAGGGCAAGAGGAGCCUCCGCAUCUUGGACCAGACCAAUGUGGUGCUGAGUCUGGAUGAGAGGGAUGUCCUUGAGCUAGAUGAGAAGCUGGCUGAGCUGCUUUUCCCCAUCACCAACUGUGAGGAGCGCUAUGCCCUGCUGUACAACAAGCCCCGGUUGGAGCGGGCCAGAGACAUCGACUGUGGCUCCAAGGUGCGGGUGCAGUUGCGUUCAGGGGACGAUCCUUUGCCUGGGGUGGUCCGGUUUAAGGGAUCACUCCUCCCUGACAGAGCCCUCUCCGGGAUCUGGUUUGGAGUGGAACUGCUGGAGGAGGGCCGAGGCCAGGGCUUUACGGAGGGUUCCUACCAGGGCCGCCAGCUGUUCCGCUGUGAGGACGAGUGUGGGGUGUUUGUGGCCCUGGACAAGCUGGAGCUGUGGGACGAUGAUGAGGAGGAUCUGGAACAGCUGGAGGUGGACCAUGUCACUCUGGAGGAGGAUGUGGGGGACUUCCCACAACUAGAGUUAAACUCCAGAGUCCUGGUCCAGACCAGAGAGGGGCCAGAGAGAGGAACCAUCAUCUUCUGUGACCUGCUGCCGGGGAAUGAGAGUCUGGGGUAUUACGUGGGAGUGGACAUGGACAAUCCUAUUGGGGACUGGGACGGUGUUAUCGACGGGAAGCUGCUGUGUAAUUUCGCCAGUCUUGAGCACACACGUCUCGUCCCCAUCUGUGACGUAAUGCCAGAGUACUCCAUGCAGGACCAGAGGCUGCAAAAGCAUAGUUUUGCCCCCAGAGGCACCAGCAGCGACAAGUCAUCCUCUGGCCAAAGUAAACCAAAGACCAAAGGCUUAGGUCUUCAAUGUGGGAGUAGAAGCAAGUCAGAGUUUUAUUAUACUUUAAAUGGCAGCUCUGUUGACCACCCAGUCCAGGCCAAAUCCAAAAGCACAUGGUACAUUGAUGAAGUUGGGGAGGACCCUGCCAAGUCCCUCACAGACACGCCCCCUGACUUCAAUGAAGCCACUCCUCCUACCAGGGCACCGCCCUCUGCCUCCUUGUCAAAUGACAACAAGUUCCACUCCUUGCCCUUCAGCCUGAGUCGUAAGACAGGGCCCAAUGGCAGCAUGAGCCAUGGGCCCCUCUCCCUCUCUGUCCAGUCAGUGAUGGGGGAACAGAUGCAGAUGCCUGAGCCCCCAUCCCCCACCCCUACCUCCCCUCGCCCGCCCUCUCCUCCCAGUUCCCGCGGGGGUGGGGGAGUGCCUGGUUUGGAGGUGGGAUCCCUGGUGGAGGUGAAGGAGAACCCUCCCCUGUGUGGGGUUAUCCGUUGGGUGGGGCUGCCCCCAGGACUACUGGAGCCACUGGCUGGCCUGGAGCUGGAGGAGGAGUGUGUUGGCUGUACGGACGGAACCUUUAAAGGUACACGCUACUUCAGCUGCGCACCCAAGAAGGCUCUGUUUGUGAAGCUGAAGUGCUGUCGACCAGAUUCCCGUUUUCCCUCGUUACACCAUUCCUCAAACCCCAUAGAACGAUGCAACUCUAUCGCUUUCGGGGGUUAUUUGAGUGAGGUGGUGCAUGAAAACACUCCUCCACGCACUGAGAAUGAUGGCCUGGAUGUCAUGGUGGGCAAGAAGAAAGGCAUCCAGGGUCACUACAACUCCUGCUACCUGGACUCCACACUAUUCUGUCUGUUCUCCUUCAGCUCCGUUCUGGACACAGUUCUUUUGAGGCCGAGGUCCAAGACUGACGUGGAAUACUACAGAGAGACACAGGAGCUGCUGCGCACUGAGAUUGUCAACCCCCUGCGCAUACAUGGUUAUGUGUGUGCCACUAAAGUGAUGAAGCUUAGAAGAAUACUGGAGAAAGUUGAGGCUGCAUCUGGGUUCACCUCAGAAGAGAAAGACCCUGAAGAGUUCCUUAAUAUCCUGUUUCAUCACAUUCUGAGGGUGGACCCUCUACUCAAGCUAAGGUCAGCAGGUCAAAAGGUUCAGGACUGCUACUUCUACCAGAUCUUCAUGGAUAAGAAAGAUAAAGUGGGGGUGCCUACCAGCCAGCAGCUGAUAGAGUGGUCCUUCAUCAACAGUGACCUCAAGUUUGCAGAGGCACCUUCCUGCCUUAUCAUCCAGAUGCCUCGCUUUGGAAAAGACUUCAAGAUGUUCAACAAGAUCUUUCCCUCACUUGAGUUAGACAUUACAGACUUACUUGAAGACACACCCAGGGAGUGUCGAAUCUGUGGGGGUCUGGCCCUCUAUGAGUGCAGGGAGUGCUAUGAGGACGGUGACAUCACUGCUGGGAAGAUAAAACAGUUCUGUGAAAAGUGCAAUACACAGGUUCACCUCCAUCCGAGGAGGAAGGCCCAUCGCCACGGGAAGCUGUCAGUACCCAAGGAGCUGCAGGAAGGUGUAUGGCGGCAGGGCAGCUUCCCUCGCCAGCGGAUGGAGCUGUUUGCCGUACUCUGCAUUGAAACAAGUCACUAUGUGGCCUUCGUGAAGUACGGGCACCAAGAUUCCGCAUGGCUCUUCUUCGACAGUAUGGCCGAUCGCGAUGGAGGGCAGAAUGGUUUCAACAUCCCCCAGGUGUCUCCGUGUCCAGAAGUGGGGGCUUAUCUGAAGAUGACCCCUGAGGAGCUGCACGCCCUGGACCCAAAGAGCAUCCAGGGCCAGGCACGUCGCCUGCUGUGUGACGCCUACAUGUGCAUGUACCAGAGCCCCACCAUGAGUUUAUACAAGUAGAGCCCCCUGAGAAAAACACUCAAAUAACAGAAGAACACACACUGCAGUCCUUCCCCACCAACCACA